UCCCGCCCUCGAUCAGGGACCGGACUGCUUUUCGCAGCUCGCUAGAGGGGAAACGCUGGUCAAGCUGGAACCCCGGACCCAGUUUCUGACCCAGCCAGUGGCCACCGGUCCGUCGAGUUGACGAGGAAGCCCGUCGUUCCCGCAGCGCUUCCCUUGCUUUCAGCGUAGCAAGGCCCCGGUGAUCGUUAGUGUUUCCCCUCUUGGGCCCGUCGACAGUGUGUGUUGUCACUGUGGUUGGGGCCAAGUUUUAUGUUGUCCGUCGAGUGUGGUGCUGCACUGAGAUGUGGAAGUGGUGGUGCCGUGGAUGAUGGGAUGGAUGAAGGAUGGGGGGGAUGCAGGUGCUGUUUAGCCGUUUGCUGGGGCUGGCGCUUCUACAUCGGCAGGUUAGGAGAUGCCGGGAAAUGUACUUGGAGUCACAUACUGAAAGUGGUGGCAACAGAGGUACCAUCCCCUGGGUCGUACCAUCCCAUCGAUCCAUCGCCCGUCCUUGGCCGGGUGUCUUACCGCGCAUUUCUUGCUUUUUUGUCCUGUCGAUUUCUCCCAAUUGCCCAUGGCCCAUCGGCUCUGCCAUCCAAAUUCAGUCCCGUCAUCAAUUCUCCGUUUCUCUCAUCUUGUCUCCUUCUCACCACCUUUCCUCCCUUCCGCUUCCUUUUCCUAUCCGUCACCUUCACUUUCGCCAAAUCAUCGACACAUUUCAAUCAACCACGACCAACCCGGCCCCAGUCUCCUUCACCUCUCCCCUUCCCUUCUCCCGUCCAUCUCUCUCCACACAUUCGCUUCGUCGCCACCCAAAGGAGGAUCCUCGAACCCAUCCGCCGUGCCGACCAACAUCGUCAAGCUUCACAGAAUAGAAAUCCGCUUCCCGAUUAUCGUCACUCGCUUGCACCACCUCGCCCCUGGCUGACCGACGUACAAACGACGAAGGAUCCAAACCACAGUCCACUGAAACGUCGCUUUCAAGACCCAUCCUACGUAUACGAGAAUCUCGCUUCCUCCUAAUACAUACGCCCCAUCCUCCGAAGCCCGAGCC
Messenger RNA from Colletotrichum godetiae, 1030 nucleotides. RefSeq lists its product as uncharacterized. The record is from RefSeq and is a predicted model, not a curated record. Lineage: Eukaryota; Fungi; Ascomycota; Sordariomycetes; Glomerellales; Glomerellaceae. The transcript has a single exon. The coding region runs from base 250 to 999 and encodes 249 amino acids.